This is a messenger RNA of Dunckerocampus dactyliophorus (ringed pipefish), 4580 nucleotides long. RefSeq names its product transducin-like enhancer protein 1. Gene Ontology annotation, cellular component: nucleus; transcription regulator complex. The transcript is spliced from 20 exons. Lineage: Eukaryota; Metazoa; Chordata; Actinopteri; Syngnathiformes; Syngnathidae. The record is from RefSeq and is a predicted model, not a curated record. Bases 476 to 2827 code for a protein of 783 amino acids. Gene Ontology annotation, biological process: negative regulation of canonical Wnt signaling pathway; regulation of DNA-templated transcription. Gene Ontology annotation, molecular function: protein binding; transcription corepressor activity.
ACCGCGUGAGAAAGUUGCCAUUGAAGGGAACUACAGCAGGACAGAGGACUACUGCUGAUCCUCUGCCGCCGCCGCCGCCGCCGUGGAAGUAGUUGUUAGCCAAACUAACAACAUAUUUCCUUUUUUUCCCCAGUAAAAGUGGACGAGGACGUACAUAUACACCAAAAUUACGAUUCCACGAGUCAAGUGUUGACUCUUCACCGCAAUUAACCCAGCGCGGAUUCGUUUCUUUGGGUCUACUUUUUCCCUCACUCGGAAUAUACACAGGACUACCCUCACCCGGUUCUUCGUCGACGGGGGAGCAGGGAAGAAAAAACCCGAAAGAGGAGCACGGUAGCCGGUUUGUUUUGUUCCGGAUGGCUUGGUGAGCCGGAGCAGCCCUAUACUUCACCCCGAGUUUUGGUGCUUCGAAAGUGGGGGGCCUUGCUUGAGACGGAAACGGGAGCACCCCCCUCUCCCCUCUCCGGAGAUAACAAUGUUCCCCCAGGGGCGACACCCGACGCCCCAUCAGGCUCCGGGCCAGCCCUUUAAGUUCACCAUUCCUGAAUCCCUGGACCGCAUCAAGGAGGAGUUUCAGUUCCUGCAGGCCCAGUACCACAGCCUGAAGCUGGAGUGUGAGAAGCUGGCCAGUGAAAAGACUGAGAUGCAGAGACACUAUGUCAUGUACUACGAGAUGUCAUAUGGCCUCAACAUCGAAAUGCACAAACAGACCGAGAUCGCCAAGAGACUGAACACCAUCUGCGCACAAGUCAUCCCCUUCCUCUCGCAAGAGCAUCAGCAACAGGUGGUCCAGGCGGUGGAGCGAGCCAAGCAGGUGACCAUGGCUGAGCUCAAUGCUGUCAUCGGGGUACGUGGACUACCCGGUCUACCACCUACACAGCACCUAUCACACAAUCAUGGCGGAGCCCCCGUGCCCCUCACACCUCACCCGGCCGGCCUGCACCCCUCUCAGCUAGGUGGUUCGGCCGGUCUCCUGGCACUCUCCGGAGCGCUCGGCGCUAUGCCUCCCCAUCUGGCAGGGAAAGACGGCGCUGAUAAAAAGCCUCACCUGUCUGGCCCAGACUCGCACCCCGGAGGACCUGAUCACCUGAGAGAACGGGAGCCUGGCACAAGUAACUCCUUGCUGCCCGAAAGUCUUCGGAACUCGGACAAGCGGCGGAAUGGACCCGACUUUUCGAAUGACAACAAGAAGCGCAAAGUGGACGACAAGGACUCGAGCCACUAUGAUAGUGAUGGGGAGAAAAGUGAUGACAAUUUAGUGGUGGAUGUCUCAAAUGAGGAACAAGCCUCCCCUCGCGGCACACCCCUCCCCUCCCCGAGAGAGAAUGGCCUGGAUAAAGCACGCCUCCUCAAGAAGGACCCCUGCAGUCCUGCUUCGACUGCCUCAUCUGCUAGCUCCUCCUCACUCAAAUCCAAAGAGAUGGCAAUGCGGGACAAAGCAGGGACCCCCGGGCUCAAGUCAAGCACGCCCACGCCAAGAGGCGAUUCCACUCCUGGUCCAAGCUCCACACCUGGUGUCCGGCCGAGCCUAUCAAAACCUCCGUCCAUGGAGAUCCCUCAUCCACCUACAGGUCUGAGGACGCCCCUGGCGGUACCCGGUCCAUACCCAGGCGCAUUUAGUAUGUUGCCCCACGCGGCGGGGAUGAAUGGCGAGCUCGCCGGAGCAGCCAGCGCUGCUGCCUAUGCUGCUGGACUACACAACAUUUCCCCGCAGAUGAGCGCUGCUGCUGCUGCGGCUGCGGUUGCCGCCUACGGCCGGUCACCAAUGGUUGGCUUUGAUCCUCACCCUCACAUGCGAGUUCCUGGAAUGCCUCCCAGUCUGACAGGAAUCCCUGGUGGCAAGCCUGCCUAUUCCUUCCACGUGGCAGCUGACGGACAAAUGCAGCCGGUGCCCUUUCCUCCAGAUGCGCUGGUAGGGCCCGGGAUCCCUCGCCACGCCCGCCAGAUCAACACGCUCAACCACGGGGAGGUGGUCUGCGCCGUCACCAUCAGUAACCCCACGAGGCACGUCUACACUGGUGGGAAGGGCUGUGUCAAGGUGUGGGACAUCAGUCACCCCGGCAACAAGAGCCCCGUGUCGCAGCUCGACUGCUUGAACCGAGACAAUUACAUCCGCUCCUGUCGCCUCCUCCCCGACGGUCGAACGCUGAUUGUGGGCGGCGAGGCCAGCACUCUGUCCAUCUGGGACCUGGCCACGCCCACCCCCAGGAUUAAGGCCGAGCUGACAUCAUCAGCGCCGGCGUGCUACGCUCUGGCCAUCAGCCCCGACUCCAAAGUCUGCUUCUCAUGCUGCAGUGAUGGAAACAUCGCAGUGUGGGAUUUACACAACCAGACACUGGUUAGGCAGUUCCAGGGCCACACAGACGGAGCCAGCUGUAUUGACAUUUCUAACGAUGGCACCAAGCUGUGGACCGGAGGCCUGGAUAACACCGUGCGGUCCUGGGAUCUGAGGGAGGGACGUCAGCUGCAGCAGCACGACUUCACCUCACAGAUCUUCUCUUUGGGCUACUGUCCGACAGGAGAAUGGUUGGCUGUUGGCAUGGAGAGCAGCAAUGUGGAGGUCCUUCACGUCACCAAGCCGGACAAAUACCAGCUGCAUCUUCAUGAGAGCUGCGUGCUCUCGCUGCAGUUUGCUUACUGCGGUAAAUGGUUUGUGAGCACCGGGAAGGAUAACUUACUAAAUGCAUGGAGAACUCCUUAUGGUGCCAGCAUAUUCCAGUCUAAAGAAUCCUCCUCGGUCCUCAGCUGUGACAUAUCCGUGGAUGACAAAUACAUUGUCACUGGUUCCGGGGACAAGAAGGCCACUGUCUACGAGGUCAUCUACUAAUGUGGAGUGAAGGCAAUUACUUCUCCUCUUCCACGAAUGAUAAAAAAUGUCUUUGUUUUUUGUUUUGUUUAUGCGGAACUUGAAAUCACAGACAAAAGUCACCUUCUAUGUGGCGUCGUCUGGUCUUUGUUCUGUCAGUUUGGAAUGAAAGUGGAGGCGGGCGGAUAUUACUGGAAGCAGUUAAAGUGCUGCCGAGGACCGUGCCGGGAUCAGUUACGCUGCAUUUAUGGUUGUUGUUAUUAUAGCGGGAGCAGCUCUUGCAUCGUAAACACUGAAGCUCCGGUCGGUGAAAAUGUAGACAAGCGACAGGAGAUACAAAAGGUGCACGGAAGCCAAGGAGAAUCUGGGACAAGAACAUCAAGGGAACGCUCCCUCCUUUGGAGUUUGAACUGGAGACGACCACAGUGUGAUGUCCCACUGAAAUGCCUCUGCUGUCUUUUUUUUCUGUUUUUUUUUCCCACCACCCACACUAACUACUUCAAGAUCGAUCGAUUCCUGUGUUUUUGUUGACUGGGUUCCCCAGAGGCACAACAUGUUUUUGCAACUGAAAGCAUCGGAUGACCACACCAGGAAACUUUAUUUAUAAAGAAUGUCUCCCUAAUUAGGCUUUCGAUCACCUUUCCUUGAUCAGAUAUUGCAAAAAUGAUUUGAUUUGAAAAGAUAAAUAUAAUAACAAGAUGGGAAAAUCUCUCCCUCUGUGAGCGUUCUGAACUCCUGUUGCCACAUUGUCGUGGAUGUGUAGCUCCGCUUCCGUUCUUCUUCAAGACAGCAAAUGAGUCCAGACUGAAUCAACAGUGCCUCUGCUGGCUACAGCCAAGUAUUGCACUUCAUUCUGCCUCCAUUGCUUCAUUCAUCAACAAUCCAUCAGUGAUGAAGCCAUCCCGACUGCUAAUUCUCCUAUGAUCGAGGUUGAAUUCAUGUUUUCAUUUGCUUAAUCCGUACAUUUCCUAACACAAAUGACCUUUAAACAAAAACUAAACUAACAAUAAGCGCCAUUCCAAAAUACUGUAGUUGAAUCAACAACUAUAUUGUACGUUCCUGUCACUUUAAGACAACAUGCUACGUGAGGGUCCCCGAGAAUUUUUUAUUUUUUUUUCCCACAAAUAAUCCCAGGAAUACUUCUGCAUUCCGUUCACAAUUCCUCGUAUUCUUCAGCAAACAAAAUGCACUGUUGUCUGUCCAUGAAUGACUUGCAUCAGUGUUUGUUGUGUUCCAUCUUGAUAAUUCCUGCCCUUUUUUUUAAUCUUAUUUUUGUCCGUUGAAUGUUUGUAAAAAUGUAUAUAUGUCUUUUUCUUUUUUUUUUUUCUUACAGUACAUUCUCUAGAAAGAGCUUUUUUUUGUACAUCUUUUACAUGGAAAACAAAAUGUGGACCAACAGAAGCUAAAAUGGUCUUAAUAACAGCUAAUCUGAAAGUUUAGAUAAUAAUAAAUGGUGUUUUUUAUAUAUAAUUGUGUCUUUUGCUUUUGUGAUUUCACCAUUUGGACCAAACUAAAUACUGUAGUUAUUUUUCCCUGCAGGGCGGGGGUUCUCAACAAGUAUCACUACAAAACUACAUGGCUUUCCAAGUCCCACCAUUUGUUAACACUUUCACUUUCAUAUACAGUGGUGUGGAAAAGUGUUUGCCCCCUUCCUGAUUCUUUUUUUUUUCACGUUUGUCACACUUAAAUGUUUCAGAUCAUCUAUCAAAUGUAAAUUUUAGUCAGUGACAACACAACUGAACACAAAAUGCAGUUUUUAAAUGAAACUUUUUAU